CUCAGGGAAUAGCGACCAACCUCCUCACCUUCGCCAUGGCCCCCAAGCUCGACCCCAACGAAAUCAAAAUCAUCUACCUACGGGCAACAGGGGGUGAAGUCGGUGCAUCUUCAGCACUUGCCCCAAAAAUCGGUCCUCUCGGUCUGUCACCCAAAAAGGUUGGAGAAGAUAUCGCUAAAGCUACCUCUGCAUGGAAGGGUCUACGGGUGACUGUCCAGCUUACGAUCCAGAAUCGGCAAGCAGCAGUCUCUGUCGUUCCUUCCGCUUCCUCCCUUGUCAUCCGGGCGCUCAAGGAGCCCCCCCGUGACCGGAAGAAGGAGAAGAACAUCAAGCACUCGGGCAAUGUCACUCUUGACGAGAUUUUCGAAAUUGCCCGAACGAUGAGGUCCAAGUCGCUAGCAAAGGACUUGGCUGGCGGCGCGAAGGAGAUCUUGGGCACGGCCCAAAGUGUUGGCUGCACAGUAGAUGGGCAGCCUCCACAUGAUAUCAUCGAUGGUAUCAACUCGGGGGAUAUUGAGGUGCCAGAUGAGUAAAAGACUGUCGAACACACGAGCCAGUCUUUUUAUUCGCCCGCCAUGUAUUUUUUUUUGACACUACUGCAUACAUCAAUAUAUCUAAACGCUCACAUGUCCUUCCCGUGCGCACAUUGCAUUGGAGAAAGAAUCUUGAGAGGGAUGAGGGGUGUCCCCGACUCCCCAUGUUAGUGGAGGAGGGCUCUGUCGGGUACCCCCGUGUCCGGGGCCUUUUCGGUUACAAUCAUUUGACACCUUAUUGUUAGAAGGCUUGUCACUCGCAGAGCCCCUUUUUUCCGUUAUGCAUGCCUUGGUGGGCUGCUCCUACAUGGUGUCUUGAG
Suillus subalutaceus is the source of this 853-nucleotide messenger RNA. RefSeq names its product ribosomal protein L11. The coding region runs from base 36 to 533 and encodes 165 amino acids. The record is from RefSeq and is a predicted model, not a curated record. Gene Ontology annotation, molecular function: structural constituent of ribosome; large ribosomal subunit rRNA binding. Gene Ontology annotation, biological process: translation. The transcript is spliced from 4 exons. Gene Ontology annotation, cellular component: cytosolic large ribosomal subunit; ribosome. NCBI's taxonomy places the organism in Eukaryota, Fungi, Basidiomycota, Agaricomycetes, Boletales, Suillaceae.